AUGUCCUUCUUUGGCUUCGACACCAACCUCCCUCGCGACAAGCAGGACAGAGACGCUGGUCGUGGCUUCUUCGCCGGCCAGCAAGACGCCUUUGCUUUCGCCAACCGCGACAAUGCUGCCGAUCAAGGUGAUGUCCUCAACUUCGACGACAGCUACGAUGCCCUAGCCGACAAGCUCGACGAGGCUGGCGAUGCCUUCAACGAUGAUACCUUUGGCGACGGCGGCCGUGUAGGCAAGGACUUCGACUUCUUCGGCACCACCAACAAGGUUGCCGGAACCAUCGAAGAGGAACAGGCCUUGCACUAUGCUCGUCAGCCCUCGCAGCCUCAGCAGCGCUUCCAACAUCAGCAACACCACCACCAGCAGCAGCAACCUAAGCGCUCCGGUUACGAAAACUACUCCAAGCCCGAGUACAUUCCCCAGCUCGAAGCCAAUGCCAGCAUUUGGGGCCUGCCGUCCAAGAAGCCGUCGCAGCAGCAGCAGCAACAAGAGCCUCAGUUCAAGCCUUCGACUCCUUCUAGCAGAAAGAUGAUGAGCCUUGAGGAGGUCGAGGCUUCGAUGCGCCAACAGUCGCGACCUCUGUCCGGUGCCAUCAACAUGCCUCAGCACCAUACCCCUGUUCAAGAGCCUUUCCACGCUCCUGGUAGCAGCUUCCCCGGUGUACAGCAGAUGCAACAGCACACUCCGCGACAGCCCUCAAGAGAGCCUCAGAUGGGCUCCCCCUUCCCUCAGCAACAGCACAUGCCCGUCCAGCCUCCUCCUGGCAUGCAGAACCCUGGUUUGAUCGCUCAGCAGCUCCAGCAGCAGAUGCCUCCCACUGGUCCUCCCUCCGGUCCCCCACCCGGCGAAUCAGGCCAUGGCCACCGCGACUCCUACUCUGGACCUCCUAUCACUCAGGCCAACCAAAUGAUGCAACUGUCUGACGAGCAGCGUGCACACUUCCUCGCAGAAGAAGCCAAGCGUGCAAAGCGCAACCACAAGAUUUUCCUGCUCUCCAAGGACAACGGCCUCAUGACCCCUCAGGACAAGAACUUCAUCACCCGCAUUCAGCUGCAACAACUCCUGACUGCCACUGGUGGUGUCGACGAGCAGUCCUCGGAUGCUCAGCUUGCCGAAGACUUCUACUACCAAGUCUACGCUCAAAUCCGUGGUGCCCCUAGGCAGCACCCUGGUCAACCCCUGAACCAGUUUGCCCAGACAUACCUUUUCCAGACCGGUGGUCGCUACGGAGCUGGUCGCAGACAUCCCCGCGGCGGAGACAACCACAUGCAGAGAAUGGAGCAACAGGUCCAGCGUGCGGUCGAGGCUGCCAAAGCUAGACCAAAGAACAGACAGUUGAUUGUAGAGGGCAGUCUGGGCAAGAUUGCCUUCAGCAAUUCCAAGACUCCCCGUCCUCUCUUGAGCUUCAAGCGUCCCGAUAGCGAGAGCAGACCUCACAAGGAGAGAGUCGCCAAGCCCAGCGUUGCAGACCGCAAGUCUACCCUCCGCAACAUCGAGAACGUCUACGAGACUUUGAUGCAGAUGGAGGAUCACGAGCGUCACCUGCCUCCGCCGCCGAAUGAAGAGAGCCAUCCUGAUGCCAUCCAGCGUCAUAUUGAGUGGAGACAAAGAGCUCACGAGCUUAAUCAGAAGCUGUGGUUCAACCUACGAGUUAUGGAACCCAUCCAGCAAAACCCCUCGAGUCCUCAUCCAUUCAUCGCCAUCUUGUCACACGCCAAGGGAAAGAAGGCCAUCCCGCGUGUCUUCCGUCACAUCGACGAUCAACAGCGUCUGACUAUUUUGACCAUCCUCAUUAUCCAUCUCGACAUUCUGGAUGUCAUCCGCUUGGCUUACCCUCACCCUGACGAGCCUCAACUGCCUCGCGCUGUUCGUGACGAGGUCGAGCUGUUCAGUCAAGCUGUCAUUCCUACUCUGCUCGCCUACAUUGGUGAUGCUCCUCUCAACAUCAUCUCCGGCCUCGUUGGCCUUGUUCUCGACCGCGUCAACGUACAAGCCAUCGUUCGCACCAAGAUUGGUGUUGCCAUGCUCACAAUGCUCGUAUCUCGUGCCUUCCUCGUGAAACAGCAAUCAAGCGCUCAAGUCUCAGACGAAGACUGGGCACAAUGGACACAACUCUACAACCGCCUCUUCGACCUUGCUGAGCCUGUGCUCCCAUACAUCUUCACCACUGAGAACGUCAACACCAGCAACGACUUUGAGAUCUGGCAGUUCUUGGCUACCAUGGGUGUCAGUGCCAGCCCUGAACAACAACAGCGUCUUGUUCUCGGCGUCAAGGACAGAGUCAUGGCUACUGUUGAGAUCAGCAAGCAAUUGCCUCAGGACAUGGCUGCUAGAAAAUUGGGCGAAGUCAACCUGUUCAUGAGAGCUAUUGGUCUGGACGUCGAAUUGCUGGGUUAA
Molecule: messenger RNA, 2397 nt
Organism: Aureobasidium namibiae CBS 147.97
Lineage: Eukaryota; Fungi; Ascomycota; Dothideomycetes; Dothideales; Saccotheciaceae
Exons: 2
Coding region: 1-2397 (798 amino acids)
Biological process (GO): P-body assembly; deadenylation-dependent decapping of nuclear-transcribed mRNA
Cellular component (GO): P-body
Molecular function (GO): RNA binding
Source: RefSeq, a predicted model, not a curated record